AUGCAUUUUAAGUCGUACGUCGCUGCGGCCAUUUAUGGCCUGCCGGCUCUUGCGCAGGCCGCACCCUCUGCAGCUUCGUCCUCCUCGAGUGCUAGCUCGAGCGACCCUCAUUUCAAGACCUACACGAUCAAGGCGGAGAAUAUCACUGCCACGCUGAUCCCUUACGGUGCACGCCUGACUUCUCUCUUGGUGCCAGACCGUAAGGGUCAGGAGCAGGAUGUCAUCGUUGGCUACGAUGAUCCUGAAUACUACCUUCACGACAGUCAAACCAACCGUACUUUCUUCGGUUCCGUCGUUGGUCGCUACGCGAACCGGAUUAAGAAUGGAACCUUCUCCAUUGAUGGCACUGAUUACCACAUUCCGGAGAACGAGCACGGCGGUCUGGAUACCCUCCACGGCGGCCCUGUCGGUUAUGAUAUGCACAAUUGGACCGUCACUUCGCACACUGACUCGUCCAUCACCUUCACCCUCUUGGACCAGGGCUUCGAGAACUUCCCCGGCGACGUGAUCUCACAUGCCACCUACAGUGUCUCCACCGAGAAGUCGGCAGCGAACCCCAAGGGUCUGCCUCAAUUGACCACCAAGCUUGUGUCGCUGGCUCUGACCGAGAAGACCCCCAUCAUGCUUGCCAACCACAUCUACUGGAACCUGAACGCGUUCAAGAACCCCACCAUCCUGAACGACACCACUCUGCAGCUCCCUCUCUCCGAGCGAUUCAUCGUUGGAGAUGGCAUUCUUAUCCCUACUGGUGAGAUUGACGACGUGGACACCGCCUACGAGGGUGCUCUGGACUUCACCGAGCCUAAGCUCGUCGGCGAAGACAUUGAUAAGACUACCGGCCUGUGCGGUACCGGCUGCACCGGUUACGACACCUGCUGGUUGGUGGACCGCCCAGCUGCCUACGGUUCCGGCGACGCGGUUGUCCCGUCCGUGCGCGUCUCCUCCGACACGACCGGUAUCUCCCUGGAGAUUGCCACCAACCAGGCCGCUAUCCAGGUCUACUCCUGCAACGGCCAGAACGGCACCAUCGCGACCAAGGAAUCGCAGGCCAAGCGUAACAAGGCCCAGGAUGGCGACUCUGGCGCUGCCUACGUCAACAAGUAUGGUUGCAUCGUCUUCGAGACCGAGGACUGGAUUGAUGGAAUCAACCAGCCUCAAUGGGGUCGCCGCCCUUACCAGAUUGCUGGCCCUGACGAUGGCCCCGUCGUCAACUUUGCUACUUACCAGUUUGGUACCGUGUAA
This is a messenger RNA of Penicillium brasilianum, 1242 nucleotides long. NCBI's taxonomy places the organism in Eukaryota, Fungi, Ascomycota, Eurotiomycetes, Eurotiales, Aspergillaceae. The record is from the annotation of a GenBank genome assembly.